This is a messenger RNA of Spodoptera littoralis (African cotton leafworm), 816 nucleotides long. NCBI's taxonomy places the organism in Eukaryota, Metazoa, Arthropoda, Insecta, Lepidoptera, Noctuidae. The record is from the annotation of a GenBank genome assembly.
AUGGUGAAAAUUUAUAGGAAAAGUGUUUCCCUGUCAGCCCUAUGGGUGUCUUCAAACGAGAGGCUAAGCGAUUUUUACGCGUCGUCAUGGCAACGAGGCGAGUGCCCGAUACCGAUGCUGGUGUUGAGGGUGCUGUUUACUGGAGUGGCGCUGGCGAUCCUCAUAUGGUCAUUGGUUGAGGCUCCAACGCCUUAUUGGCUGAUCUACCUCACAAACUGGGGCCUGAUGCUGGUGACGAGCCUAUUCAUGUGCGGUAUUGUAAUGUCCUUCAUGGCAAUGUACAACAAAUCCUACGAGACAAAGGAACUGCCAUGGUACGCCAGCCUGUACUGGGCGGUAUUUAACAUCAGCAUAACUAUCUCCAUCAUGAUCACUGCGCUUUACUGGCUACUAUUAUACAAUACUGACGUGGAAGAUGAGAUGGAUGAGCGGGCGUUUUGGCUGGACGUGUCGACACACGGUAUCACGUCAUGCCUAGCAGUUGUCGAGCUGUUGUCGUCACGGACUCCGGUUCGCUUCCUACACGUGUACCAGCCGCUCAGUAUGGGGCUUUGGUACGUUGUCUUUUCCGGCAUCUACCACGUGGCCGGAGGCACCGAUGUAAAUGGGAAUCCUUUUAUCUACGAAAUACUGGACUGGUCACAGAGCAAACGUGCGGGUAUCAUAGUCGCAGCGUCUAUGGUAGGUCUCAUAAUAGUGUAUGCCUUCAUUUGGGGCAUCGCUUUGUGUAGAGAUAAGGUGUCCACAUACUUAAUACGUACGACAAGCCACGACUUGCCCGCUGCACCGCCCGACAGACACACAAGAAUCGUCUGA